Molecule: messenger RNA, 1300 nt
Organism: Papaver somniferum (opium poppy)
Lineage: Eukaryota; Viridiplantae; Streptophyta; Magnoliopsida; Ranunculales; Papaveraceae
Product: probable LRR receptor-like serine/threonine-protein kinase At3g47570
Exons: 2
Coding region: 101-1123 (340 amino acids)
Biological process (GO): protein phosphorylation
Molecular function (GO): ATP binding; protein kinase activity
Source: RefSeq, a predicted model, not a curated record
UGUUGUCUGUGUUAUUCUUCUGGGUUCCUUUCUUAUAUGGUUCUGGAGGAGAAAAGCAACAAAGAAAACUUCGUCGCCUUUGAACAAUCCUUUGGAUGAUAUGUUUCAAAAGGUCUCAUACAAUGAACUUCUCGAAGCGACAAACAGAUUUUCGGCAGAAAAUUUAAUUGGAGUUGGAAGUUACGGAUCUGUUUACAAAGGAUUGUUAUCGCUAAGCCAUGAGGUAACAACAGUUGUUGCAGUGAAAGUACUAGACCUUCAAAGGCGGGGAUCUUCAAAAAGUUUCAUGGCUGAAUGUGAGGCAAUGAGAUGUAUUCGGCAUAGAAAUCUCGUGAAGAUGUUGACAUCAUGUUCUUCUAUUGAUUAUAAAGGAGAUGAAUUCAAAGCUCUUGUUUCUGAGUUCAUGCCAAAUGGGAGUCUUGAGGAUUGGUUGCACCCAACAGCAAAUGACGGACAAUCAUCCUGGAGACCAUUAAAUUUUAUGGAGAGACUAAACGUAGCCAUCGAUGUUGCUUCUGCUUUAGAUUAUCUUCAUCAUCAUUGUCAGACACCAAUAGUUCACUGUGAUCUGAAGCCAGGAAAUGUUUUACUUGAUAGUGACAUGAACAGUCGUGUUGGUGACUUCGGAUUAGCGAAGUUUCUUGGUGGAGUCAUCAUCAAUAUUGAAUCUAAACAUCAUACCGCUAGUAGUUCAGUUGGGAUAAGGGGCUCGGUUGGUUAUGCUGCUCCAGAGUAUGGAAUGGGUCGAGACAUAUCGACUCAUGGAGAUGUCUACAGUUAUGGGAUCAUGCUGGUAGAGAUUUUUACUGGAAAGAGACCUACGGAUGACAUAUUCACAGAUGGUCUGAGCCUUCAUACCUUUGCUAAGACGGCUCUUCUUCAAGAUCAUGUAAUGGAAAUUGUUGAUCCUACACUGCCUCUUCAUAUCCGUCCAGAAGAUGAUAACAACAUCAGAGCUCUAGUCAAUGUCGAGAAUGAGACUAAGUUAUGCGAGGCUUUGGCGAGGAUUUUCAAUCUUGGCGUUAUGUGUUCAGUUGAAUCACCCAACGAACGGAUGGAAAUGGAACAGGUCAUGAAAGAGCUGCAAUCAAUCAGGAAAGCAUAUCUCUCCAGACUGGGAUAAGAUGGCAGAUUGUAUCAUUAGGUCCUCCAUAGUUAAUAUAUAGUUCUAUUUUUCUUUUCAAACAAAGACACUGAUACUUUUAACAAACAUUACGGUUCUCUUUUUAAAAGCACGGGGUUAGAAGGAAAAAAUAUCCGUGUAUCUGGUCAUGACUGACUGUUGCUACUAUACAUUUCA